Molecule: messenger RNA, 3168 nt
Organism: Kockovaella imperatae
Lineage: Eukaryota; Fungi; Basidiomycota; Tremellomycetes; Tremellales; Cuniculitremaceae
Exons: 5
Coding region: 1-3168 (1055 amino acids)
Source: RefSeq, a predicted model, not a curated record
AUGCCAUCCCUCUUUGUCAAAGGGGGCAGGAGAGGAUCCUUGAGCCUGGCCAACGGGUCAGAGAAAGAAAAGCAACAGCAUAUUAAUAAUGUCGGCGGUCGGAAAUCCAUGGACGGGGAUUCCACUGCUGCAGGUCAUCAUGCUCCUUCUGCUUUUCAUCCAGGUGCAAAGCUGAAGACUUUGUUGGGUAAGAAGACGAGCAAACAACACUUGGAUGCUUCUUCAGAGACCAGCUCUCAACCGAACGGUCAUUCAUCGACCCAACCGAACGGAUCAAGUUCAACCACGUCACCCGCAUCACCUGUCGCACGACAGUCAAACCCCUCAGUCGCCGAAGCGAGACGAUCGUCUCUAUCCCAGACUCUCUCCCCGGAGAGUGCUCAAAGCUCCUCAAACGGCACUUGGCAAGCCUCCUAUCCCACCGUCGUGGACGAUUCGUACGCCGAUAUCAGCCCAGAUGGACAUCUAGUCAAUGGCGGUACAUCGACAUCGCCAAAAAGUCCCGUGACGGCCAGUGAGAACGCAACGAGGAGAUUAGAGGGCAAAACAAGGGGACACGAAGCAGGCGACGAGCAGGACAACGACGAAGAGAAUGAUGCCUUGACAUCAUGGCCAGCUAUCAAACCCUCCAGCCCAUCGACAUCCUCGAGCCCAUCGGUCAAUGCCAUGACCUCGCCGAAAUCAGCCACAACACCAUCUCUCGCCUCACCUCUAGCCACCACACCUUCCAACUCCUCCCCUUUGACUCCCGCUACGCCUCCCCCCAAGCCGACAAUCAGAUCUCGACCCGAUAUGCCCCUCCGAAAAUCCACACUCAUCUCCUCUCCACCCAUGCCCCAACCCAUCAAAAACCUACCGACACUUGUUGGACUGCUCGAACUUGGCUCAGGCAUCCCAGGGAACGGUAACAUGCCUAGAACACCUGGCUGGGGAGGAUUGAUGUCUCCUCGAUUCCCGGGUACGCCAGGUACAGGCGCGGGCUUCCCGUGGUCCUUACCGAGUGUUCCUACCGCCUCACAGGCUAAAGACAAGCCAACGACAGAUGAGGAGGCACGAAAAAUGAGACGGGCAAUGCCUUCCCUGCUUCGAGAACCAUCGGUUCUCCCCGCACAUGACGGUGGCGAUGUCGGUGCGGAUGACGAUGACGAUACCGAGGAUGAAUCGGAGCCCGAGAUGGAGCACAUGGACGGCGAUUCAGAAGACGAGACUGAACAAGCUUCCGAGUCAUCUCCGUCAUCGUUCCACCAUCGACUCAAAGGCAAAGGAAAGGGCAAAGUCAAGGAACGGGCCAGAGCCAGCACAGGCGUAUCCUCCUUGGCUACGUCAGUUGUCAGAGAAGAAGACACGUCUCCGGGCGUUGGUAUCAUCACCACACCGCGUGCAGUGGCGACAAAGACCGACUUCAAGUCCUGGGCUCUGCCUACACCUGGCGCGACCGCCGAUCAUUCCGCGCCAUGGGCCAAAUUCUCCGCCGAGACGCCAGCGGCGCCGACACCUGCAUUCUCAUUUGGUAGGGCACCCAUGUCGACUGAGCGAACAGUCAAGCCAGAUGAGGACGGGUACUUUUCGCCGCACUACAGUCAAUCGCAAUCUGCUGCUUCGGGAGCUCCUGCAGCAGCGGCAGCUGCUGCUGCGGGACCUGCGCAGGAGGGUGUCUCAAGUAAUGCUCCUGAUACACGACGAGACUCCAUCGACGCUUCGAGUAUAACUGCUUCCGCCGAGGACUCUGAAGAAACCGCCGAAGUCGCAACUGCGCCAUCAACCAGUUCUCGACCAUCCUUCUAUUCUCGACCAUCUCGAUCCAUGGUCAAUCUUUCGACUGAGAAUUCAGCACAUACGCCAGAAACUGGAUCAGCACUCAUUCCUACUCGCUCACGCGAGCGACCUCACCCGACCCAAAUCAAGAUACCAGCCCGACUCACUCGACUCGAGGCCGUACUCACCCCUGGGUCUGAAUGGAAGAGGGCGCCGCCUACUCCGGCCGCUGGCUUCAAUGGCUAUCUUGCUUCACGAGGACUAGACAAGAAUGGAGGGCCGCUCAUAGCCUCCCCCUCAAUGUCAAGGUCCUCGUCCGCCCAGCGUCAACUCACGAGAAGAUUGUCCGCGGACGACCUCACGAUCUCUCCGCCUAGAUACACUCCGCCAGAGCCCGGUGUAUGGAUCCCGAAGCCACGAGAGGAGGAAGGCCGAGAGCAAUUACCCAAAUACUGGUGUGCGGUACAUAUGGAAGGCCAGCUCACUCGGAAGAAUGAGUUCUCCGCUCCUGGUGUCCAGGCCCGAGAUCGGUCUUGGAAGAAGAUGUACUUCAUCGUCAGAGGCACAUCCUUGAUCGUCUAUCGCUUCGACCCUCAUCGAUUUCCUCUCAAGGCCGAGGCCGGUCCCCUCGUCGAGAACGUCUCUGAAGCCGAGUCUAAAGAGCAUCUUCACGUACAUGUCCCUGGAGAGGUCAAGACGGCGGUGACUGUACCGAUCAAUGGCAUCCCGCCCGCUGCCGCAAGGCGUAACGAUACCCGACGAGCCUCUCUGCCAGGCUCAGAGUCAGGUGCAUCUGGAUCUAGCAUCGCCGAACGACGGAUGUCCGUAUCCUCUACCACCUCGGUCGCUUCGGAAGAGAAGGAUGCGCAGCUAUUCCCCAAUCGUGCUCGCUCAGCUUCAACUCAGUCCGGCUCGAGCGCACACAGCGGCACCACGCCGAUCUCCUCCCACUUCAGGGAGAACCAGUUGAUCAAGCAGUAUACCCUACAGAACGCGGAGAGCGGUCUCGCGGCGGAUUAUCUCAAACGACGAAACGUGGUCCGUGUACGGGCGGAAGGGGAACAAUUCUUACUACAGACAGACUCGGCCAGGGAUGUGGUCGACUGGAUAGAGGCUCUUCAAGCAGGGACCAACGUCGCUUUGGACCUGGACGAUCGUCCCAUGCCCAAGAUUAUCACACUUCCCCGACGUCGACGGAGAAGAAUACCUGGAGCCCCUGGAGCAACGGCUGCAGCGCCUGUUGUUCCUGCCACGGUCGCGGCAUCCGUGGGAGCUGCCACGGGACCAGAUACAGCUGCUGCUAAUGUUGCCGCUGUCAUUGCUGCUGAGAGGGCGUCGGGGAAUCCCACCUCGAACAGAAGUCAGAUGGAGAGAAUGUUGGUGGAGGAUCAAGCUGCCGUCACAGCAGCCUAG